Mustela erminea (ermine) is the source of this 4505-nucleotide messenger RNA. It is a transcript of the gene POFUT1, whose product is annotated as protein O-fucosyltransferase 1. Gene Ontology annotation, molecular function: peptide-O-fucosyltransferase activity. The record is from RefSeq and is a predicted model, not a curated record. Lineage: Eukaryota; Metazoa; Chordata; Mammalia; Carnivora; Mustelidae. Gene Ontology annotation, biological process: regulation of Notch signaling pathway; Notch signaling pathway; protein O-linked glycosylation via fucose. Gene Ontology annotation, cellular component: endoplasmic reticulum. The transcript has 8 exons. Bases 1 to 1176 code for a protein of 391 amino acids.
AUGGGCGCCGCCGCGUGGGCAUCGUCGCCCCUGCUGGUGCGCGUGUCUCUCCUGCUGCUGAUUCUGCCGCUCCCGGGGCUGCCUGCAGGCUCCUGGGACCCGGCCGGUUACCUGCUCUACUGCCCAUGCAUGGGGCGCUUCGGGAACCAGGCUGAUCACUUCUUGGGCUCCCUGGCUUUUGCAAAGCUGUUGAACCGCACCUUGGCUGUACCCCCUUGGAUUGAGUACCAGCAUCACAGGCCUCCCUUCACCAAUCUCCAUGUGUCCUACCAGAAGUACUUCAAGCUGGAGCCCCUCCAGGCUUACCAUCGCAUUAUCAGCCUGGAGGACUUCAUGGAGAAGCUGGCACCCACUCACUGGCCCCCUGAGAGGCGGGUGGCAUACUGCUUUGAGGUAGCAGCCCAGCGAAGCCCCGAUAAGAAGACAUGCCCCAUGAAGGAAGGAAAUCCCUUUGGCCCAUUUUGGGAUCAGUUUCAUGUGAGUUUCAACAAGUCUGAGCUUUUUUCUGGCAUUUCCUUCAGUGCCUCCUACAAAGACCAGUGGAUCCAGAGAUUUUCUGCAAAGGAACAUCCAGUGCUGGCCCUGCCAGGGGCCCCGGCCCAGUUCCCUGUCCUGGAGGAGCACAGGCCACUCCAGAAGUACAUGGUGUGGUCAGACGAGAUGGUGAGGACGGGAGAGGCCCACAUCCGCACCCACCUCGUCCGACCCUAUGUGGGCAUUCAUCUGCGCAUUGGCUCUGACUGGAAGAAUGCCUGCGCCAUGCUGAAGGACGGGACUGCGGGCUCGCAUUUCAUGGCCUCCCCACAGUGUGUGGGCUACAGCCGCAGCACGGCUGCCCCCCUCACCGUGACCAUGUGCCUCCCUGACCUGAAGGAAAUCAGACGGGCUGUGAAGCUCUGGGUGGACACGCUGAACGCCCAGUCAGUCUACAUCGCCACAGAUUCCGAGAGUUACGUGCCCGAGAUCCAAGAGCUCUUUAAAGAGAAGGUAAAAGUGGUGAGCCUGAAGCCUGAAGUGGCCCAGAUCGACCUGUACAUCCUUGGCCAAGCUGACCACUUUAUUGGCAACUGUGUCUCCUCCUUCACUGCCUUUGUGAAGCGGGAACGGGACCUCCAGGGGAAGCCGUCUUCUUUCUUCGGCAUGGACAAGCCGCCUCAGCUGCGGGAUGAGUUCUGAUCCUGGCUGGAGCACAUAACCGGUCUGAGCUGGUCCCACUUGCCAGGCCUCACAGCCAGCAGUGCUGCCAGCACUGAUUCCCAAGAGUACAAGCUCUUCUCUCCUGCCAGAGACAGAAAAGCACCCGGGACUUCUGGAGGAGGACUCCAUCUCCCAGGGUACAGGGCUUUCAGGCGUCUAGAGCCGAAGCAUCUCUUCUCCCCGUGUGCCUCCUGCUGUUUCUCCUGGGAAUUUCGCACACUGGCAAAGCAGUCCAACCUCUGUCUUUUGGUCUGCCCUGCUCUGAGCAGCCUGGGGGGGCUAAACUCUUCAGUGAUUUUUUUAUAGAGAGAGCAACAGAGAUUCUUAUAGUUUUAAUAUGAGAUCAUGAUUACCCAAGAACUCUCCCUCAUUUUUAAAAAUCAGUGAAGUUCAUUAAUGUAGAUACCUAAAGUGACCUUGAAUGAGGAUGAGGCCAGGGGUGGAGUGGUUGUAUUGAUCCUUUUUCCAGAUGACCCGAAGUAGCUCUUAGACCAGGCCAGAGCCACCCCUACUGCCUGGCCAGAGCCAUUGUCAACCCAUCUUCCGAGGCCAUUUCCAGGGUUUUGGGGCAUGAGCGCGUAUCUCCAUUGUGAACACUAUGCAAAUGGAAGUUAUCGAUCAGGCUGCUGUGCAGUGCUGUGCAGACACAGUGCUGCUCACACACCACGUUCCAAGCAAGGAGCAAGUGCCAUUGAGUCAGACCAUCGUGGUGUUGCUGUCAGAGUCUCCUAGUGAUUGGCACCUGCCUCAAACCUGGCUCCAUUGAGAUCUUGGCGCACCCAGGGGCCAGGGCUGGUUGGCCUGGCUGGAUGGCCUGGCAGCAUCCUUCCGAAGCCUGCCUCUCCCCUUUCAUCUGUCUCCCACAGGGCCUGGUUGUAGAAUUUUGCCAUUAAGUUGCUAUCCAAUACCUGUCCAUUGAGCCUCCCUCCUGGUUCUGGAGCCCUCAGGCUGUAUUCUCACCAGGGCCUGUUGGCUAAGCCUCUGACCAGGUGGGAGAUGCCCCUGACCCAGAAGCCAUCAGAUUCCUAGUCUGCCCCUUCCUGUCCAGGGGAAUCUCUGCCAACCCCACGAGGCUUAAGGUAUUAAGUUGUAAGUUUCUCUGUUUCUCAGGUGCUGGAGUUGUGAUAAUCUGUGACUCCCAAGACUGUGUGGUGUUUUGGCCUUGUGGUUCUAAAAUUCAUGUCUAACACCUGCUGGUCUCUUCCCCACCACGUGACUUUCCUUAGCCUUCGAUCCUAGAAAGGUGGAGGAAACUGAUGCGAGCCAGGCCCAGAGGUCCAUGCAGGGCCUCCCCCUCGGGUUCCCUUUGGGAAGAAACACUGUCUCCGUCAAGGCAGAGUAGGCUAGAGGUGGCAGAGCAACAAGGAUCUCAAACACUAAAGGUGGCAUUUGCUGCUCAGAGCUGCUGCCCAACUGGAAACGGAGUAACUAGAGAAAGGGCUUUUGUGUUUUUGUGUUCUAAAUCCUGGGUGGACUCUGAGAGAUGGCUUGUCUGUCCAGACUUGUUUGCAGGCUUCAUUCAGAGGUGCGGCAGCCUAUGCACCCCCGCCUCCGUGGGGUCGUUGGGAAGGUCUGGCUCACUGGCUGAUUUUGUUUGCUGAAUUUAUUUGCCCAUCACAGGCUCACACUAGGCACACAGUUUAGAGUCUGGGGGCUCUAGUGGGCUGUCGAGACCACUUUCGUUAGCACUGGCAGUGAUAACAGGUGUAUUUCUGAGCAAGAGGGUCCAGGGUUGUAGUCAGAUUCAGUUGUGUCCAUAGGCGAGCACUUUGACCCAGGUGCCUCACCUAUAAAAAUGGUGAUAAACCCGACAGGGUUGUUGAAAGGCUCCCAUCAGAUAAAGCAGGCAUAAGAGCACUUUGUAAACUGGAAAGAGCCAAAGGCACGUAUAUGACUGGUGAUUAAUUUGAGGGUCUCUUGUCGCACACCUACUCUGUGCCAGGCACUGUGCUUGUUAAAUGCUUUAUGGAAAUUGAGUCCUGACUCCAGCCCUCGGGAGUGGAAGCUGUUACUAUCCUUCUCCUUCUGCGCAAGGAAAAACUAACACUCAGAAAAUUCUCAUCGUUUUCUCAAGGCUACAUAGCUGGUGGUGUUAUGCCGGCAUCUGCCCUUCCAAAGCCAUGACCGUUAGCUACACAUUCUACGGCCACCACCUCACAGGAUGCACUUUACCGUGUGUGUGUGUGUGUGUGUGUGUGUGUGUGUGUGUGUAGGCCUCCGGGUUCUCACUGGGCUCCUGCUGUCUAUGGGUUUGUCACUGCCAGGAGGUCUUGGGGAAGGAGAGAUCCCGCCAGGAAAGAAAGCCCACAUGAAGCUUACAGUUCUUCUGAGUAGGUAUUUAGUCCACCAUUCUUUCAUUCAAAUGACCUACUAUGUGCCAGGCACUGUGCUAGGUACAAGGAUUCAGCAGAGAAUCAGAGCACCUUUGUUCUCAAGGGAUUUGCAUUGUAUUAAGUAUAUGACACGAUGAACAAAAGUAUGAGGGAGGGUACUGAGUAACUGCUAUGGAGAAAAUAAAGGGUAUGAGGGAGUUGAGAGAGGGAGCAGUGCUGGUUUGGAUGAGGAGUUCACGUUAGGCCUCUCUGAAGAGCCAGCAGGAGGAAGGAGGGGACCACUCAUUCAGGUACCCGGAGGCAGCACAUUCCAGGCAGAGAAAACAGCAGGUGCAAAGGUCCUGAAGUUGGAGUGUGUGAGUGAGUGAGUGAAUGAAGCAUGGCAAGGAAGCCAAUGUGGUUGGAGUAGUCAGAGUAAGGCAGGGAACAGAGCAGUAGAUCAGAGCAGGCAAGGUCCUAUAUCUUGGAGGGCAGUGAUAAAGUCAAGAUGUAUUUGGAGAAAUGGGAAGCCUUUGCAGGAUUCUGAAUGGAAAAGGGUCAUGAUCUGUUUAUAGUUUGAAGGACACCCCCUCCCCUCAGCUGCCACAUGGUAAAAAGAUGGGAGGGGUAGAAGCAAGGAUGCAGGCCAGAUCGUGGGGCUCACACGAAGGUCAUUGCGUUGAAGGUAGUAGAAAGUGGGCUGAUUCUGGAUAUAUAAAAUUAUUUUUAAAGUUCAAACUUUUUUAUUUUUUUAAGAUUUUAUUUUUAAGUAAUCUCUACACCCAACGUGGGGCUCAAACUUACAGCCCCAAGAUCAAGAGUCGGAUGUUCUGACUGAGCCAGCCAGGCACCCCAUUAAAUUACAAUCUUUUUUAAAUAUAGGAGUCUUUGUAUAAUCAUGCAGCAUAAACAGUUUAAUGUCUUGUUUUUUACUUAAUAGUAUGUCACAUUUUCCAUGUUGGUAUAUGGCCUGAAUAAAUAUUUUUAAUGAUGAGA